AUGGUUUACCUCAGACAGCUGGCCGGCCGGCGAUCUUCACUAGGUGGAGGUGGACGGCGGGAAGAAAGUAUGGGGGAGAUCGAUACAGAUCAUAUCAAAUCCGUUCGAGCAUCUCUUUCGCAUUUUGGGGAGAAAUGCGGUCAGAUCAGGAGUCGGUCUAGUAGCGACGAUGAAUCAGAGAAGGUGAAAGAUCUUGAAGUUGUCCUACAAGAUUUGGCUAAUUGCAAGGUUCAACUAGAAGCCAUGGAUUCUGCCCACAAGCAAGCCCUUCUUAACAAAGAUCACCACGAAAAAACCGUUGACGAGCUCUCAAUGCUAUUGAAGACCACGGAAUUCGAAAAAGAUAUAUACAUCAACGAAUGCAAGGAAGCAAAGAUUCGUGUAUCAGAACUCCAUUCCAAGAUCCAAAUUAUGGCCAAUGAGUUGAGCGACUUAAAAUCAACACGAGAUCAGCUUCUUACAGUCGAGAAACAACUCGUGGCUGCCACCGAUGAUAAACUCGAGGCCAUCAAACACACAAAUGCGCUCAAUGACACGAUUCUCAGUUUACAAGUUUCGUCCAUGGAGGCAGAGAGCGCGAAGAUAGAGGCUGAAAAACAUAUCGAGUUAUUAGAGAGCGAGUUGACUCAGUUGAAGCUGGAAAUCAGAGGUGAGUUAGACACGGUUAAAACCGAUUUGGAAGAGAUGUGUAACAAAGAGAACGAAGCACAAGUCGAAAUAGCCUUGUUGAAGGCCGAGCUUCAUAAAGGGAGAUCCAAAACCGCAGCUGCGGAGGCUUCCGAGUUACGAGCUAAAGGCGAAAAAUCCGCUGCUUAUUUUGCUCUUCAGGAAAUGGCGAUAGAGAACCAAGAACUGAAGAAAGAAAACGAAGGUUUACAAUCGGAACUUCCAAAUUCCGACCAUGAGAUCACGAUUUCGUUGGAAGAAUACGAGAUGUUGGUGAAGAAAGCGGAGGAAGCUAAAUUGGAACCGGAAAUGGAGAAUUUGAAGAAAGAUUUGGAGAGUGCGAUGGCGAGAGUGAGCGAGUUCAGGACAAGAGCGGAGCAGGCGGCAACGAGAGCGGAGGUGGCGGAGGAGGCAAAAGCGGCGGUGGAAGAGCAAAUAAAGAGAUUGAAAGAACAGAAGCAAAGACGGAGGGCGGCUAUGGCAGCACUCCGUGCGGAAUCAAUGUCGAAAUCGAGUCGUAGUUUUGAGUAUCAUGAUGAUAUUGAUAACUCUAAAACUUACAUGCCAUUAGGUACGUUUCUCAAAAUGAAAUUCUAGUUCAGGACUAACUUAAAUUGAAACAUAUCUUGAAUUUUAUGUAAUGAAUUACAUUAUAUUUAACCAAAAUAAACGAUAAUAUUUAC
Messenger RNA from Lactuca saligna, 1349 nucleotides. NCBI's taxonomy places the organism in Eukaryota, Viridiplantae, Streptophyta, Magnoliopsida, Asterales, Asteraceae. The record is from the annotation of a GenBank genome assembly.